Molecule: messenger RNA, 9537 nt
Organism: Wyeomyia smithii (pitcher-plant mosquito)
Lineage: Eukaryota; Metazoa; Arthropoda; Insecta; Diptera; Culicidae
Gene: pHCl-1
Product: glutamate-gated chloride channel
Exons: 21
Coding region: 1773-4559 (928 amino acids)
Biological process (GO): regulation of membrane potential; chloride transmembrane transport; nervous system process
Cellular component (GO): membrane; neuron projection; synapse
Molecular function (GO): extracellular ligand-gated monoatomic ion channel activity; transmembrane signaling receptor activity; neurotransmitter receptor activity
Source: RefSeq, a predicted model, not a curated record
UUCAUGAGAAAAACAUUUCACUUUACUAGUGGUCCGUGUCUCGUCCGUGCGGUUUGUCCGUUUCUUGAUUCUUAAUGCCAUAGGAAUGUCAUUUUGUUCGGCUCGGCCGUAAAAGUGCUUUUGCGGGGUGCCGUAAAGUGUAGAUUACGUGUCCUUUUUGUAAAAUACAUAGAUCCUGGUAGCUGCAAAGUGAGAAUUUCUGUUCCGUAGGAGUCGCGGUUCAACUGUCCUAUCAGAACAAAGAAAGUGUGAAUCGAAUUUGAUUACGACACUCUCGAAAAUUUUACCGAAGUGACCGCGUAUGUGUGCGAAAUUUUAAUUUAAUCCUCAUUACCCACAGGAAUCGGAAACCCGAAGAGCAGUAGUGCAGUUCGGUCGGCAAAAGUGAAAAGGUUCAGCAGCAGCUUUUUGGUGCUGCAGCCUAAAUACAGAGAGGCUAAAAAAACAGGAAAAGUUUCUGGCUGUAUUUCGUUUCCUUUGGGUGAAAUUUCAUACCAUAAAGGAAGGAAGGUGGUGUCGGUGUGCGAUGAAGAACUAACGACCCGAAAGAAAAGUUUGAAUUCUGGCAGUGAAUGGUUCCCAGGUGCUAGAAAUAUAGGAAGAAAAGCCGAAACUAAUAGCCACUGAUCGCUGGUGGUAUAAGUUUGAAAGGCAACAGAGGAAAUUUAAAUUUGUUGAAAAAAUUUCGCGAUAGACGGUGUGUACCCAAGCAAGGCGGCGAGGAGGCAAUUUUUUUAUCUUUCACAUUCAACAGUGUGAAAAGUGAAUAGAGAAAAAAGCAACAAAAGAGUGCUUCCGAUCGUAUAAUUCUCAGCAAGGAGCAUGAACGCGUGCAAGGCAGUGAAUUGUAGAUGAGCCUGUGAUUGUGCAACACCAGUCGAAACAAUUGAAUAUUUUGGCACAAGUACAAUGUUACAAAGUGAUAUUUUGCAAGUUGUUUUAUUCUCGAUUAGCUGCUCAUGCUUUACGUAGCGGCUGUUAGAAGAAAAUCUGAUAGAAGAGAAGACUUGCAUACUAACGAAAGCUACAAUUACAUAUAAGUGAUUUGAACGGUUUGGUAAAAAGUGUAAAUCACGCCAAUACUCGUUUGAGAGCAUGUCACAGCUACAGUCAAUCUUGUUGCCUGGUGUUGAGUAGAAAAGCAAUCGACCUAGCCACAAACAACUAGGUUCAGUUCCUUACUUGUUGUGCAGUGUGAGUGUGAGUGAGCAGACAAGUCAAAAAGCAAAAAAUAACUUUUGAAUUAUGCUGUUCUGCAUGUGAGCGAAUCUCGACUAUGUGAAUGCUAGACAUAGCGAAACAAUUGCGAUAAAUCUGGUGCAAGGUUUACACGGCACGCUAGCCGUAACGAAUCGCUCUCAAAUCAGAAGCGGCUCCGGUUAAUCAGAGACACGCUCUCGAUCCUGAAUUGACCAGGAGGGGAAACCAGAACCAACAGCGGACGUUUCAAGCGAUUCGAUUCGAUUUGCCUGAUAACCAUCACACAUGGUUUAAAUGCUUUGCAAAGACUUAACAUCCCAAACAAUAAACAUUGUCAAUCAGGAAACGUGGAGAAUACAACAGCAUUAAAAAUGUUGGGGUUAGCAACUGGAAAUAAUUCUAUACAGGGUAAACCCAAGCAGAUGUUGGCACAAUAAAGUUAUCGAGCCUGAUUUAUGCUUGAAGGCAUAGAGAACUAUUCAGUUGAACGAACGUCAUUAUUGCAGUCGGUAUAAAUGUGAAACUGGAGGCAUCCUAGCGACUUUCUGCAGUUUUAAAAAAGAUGUCAUAAUAUGGGGUACCCGUGCGAAAAAACGCAUCAUCGCACGUCACCAGCGGAGCAAAAUUGGAUCGAAACGAUAACCUGCCAACAACAUUCGCCGGCACCAGCAGUGCAGGGUCCCGCCAGUGCUGCAAAUUUGCACUCCACCAACGGCUACCGGAAGCACCGCAAACUUCACAGGAAAAGUUCCUGUCAAAGCAAAUCCACCCAGCCCGGACAGAACGUCGCCGGUUGUCGUUCGAAAUUUGCAGCAUCCACGGUCACCAGCUUCCAUUACCCCUUCAACCUUUUCCAUCCAUUCCAUUCGUCCUCACUUCAGUAUCCAUCGAUCAUUCUAGAUAAACUAUCGCAAUUCAUAACGAAGCAUGUAGCGGCCAAAAGUGGUUCUAUCAGAAACACCGCAACAUUGCACGCCUCCCAUCCGGCUCCGAAAGAUCAGCCGCUACCACUUACUUCACCCGAAUGUCAGCAUUCCCACAACACCGGAUGCAGCCUUUUUGCUGCCAAGUCUGCCCCAGCUAGUGAACCAGAUCCUCAACCUCAACCUGAACAGCAAUCGCCACUGUGCUCUACCGUAUGUCGUGAAAGAAGUGCGCUUGAACCGGGAGCUUUCGCUCUAUCAACGUCAACAACAGCACCAUCAUCAGUGUCAUCAUUAGACCCUUCGAAUGCACCAGUUGCUUUCUCUGGCAGCAGCGGAGGCACAACCGGCUGCACUCAGCUGCAAUCUCGCUCAUCAACGCCGUCGCCGUCGAAAUUAGCAUCAUCAUUAUUUCCGCAACCCAUCGCUCCGUCAUCUCCGUUUACUCCUGCGGCUUCACCCAUAUCACACCUAACUGCAACUUCGAUUUCAAUAUCAACGACCACGACCAAGACUGGGGCGAGUAUGACAACAGGGACUAUUGGAGCGACAACGACUACAACCACGACGUCGACGACCACGACGACGACGACGACGACUAAACCUAGUAAUAGCCAUUAUCUUGUAAGACAUUCACUUUGUUUAUAUGCCGCAUCUAGCGUCAUACUAGCGUUAUGUUAUCUAACAAUACCAACAGUUGCCUCAGACGCACCACAUACUAUGCGACAAAAAGCACGAUUCGCCGAAGGAAAGUCAGACAAAGAAAUUCUAGAUCAUCUAUUGAAAGGAUCGCGUUAUGAUAAAAGGUUGCUGCCACCAGUUGAUGAUGCGGAUUUCUGCUGCGGCAUGCAAUCGCCGGAAAUGGCGAAACAUAUGCCCGAUAUGCGCGUUCCAGGACGUCCUCAGAAUCGCGGCUCCCUCACCGUAAAUGUUAGUGUACUACUAUUAAGCUUAGCUUCGCCAGAUGAAUCUAGUCUUAAAUACGAGGUGGAAUUCUUGCUCCAGCAGCAGUGGUACGAUCCACGGUUGCGAUACGCGAACCAGUCGCAGUACGAAUACCUGAACGCAAUCCAUCAUCACGAGGACAUCUGGCUGCCGGAUACAUACUUCAUCAUGCACGGUGACUUCAAGGAUCCGAUCAUACCGAUGCACUUUGCGUUGCGAAUAUACCGCAACGGUACGAUCAACUAUCUGAUGCGGCGGCACCUCAUCCUCUCAUGUCAGGGUAGACUGAACAUAUUUCCGUUCGAUGAUCCGUUGUGUUCAUUCGCGUUAGAAAGUAUAUCAUACGAGCAAUCAGCAAUACGGUAUGUUUGGAAGAACGACGAGGACACUCUGCGGAAGAGUCCUUCCCUAACAACUCUGAAUGCGUACUUGAUUCAGAACCAAACAAUAACCUGCCCCAUUAAAGCCAGCUGGAGAGCCGAAGGACAAACAUUGUCAGAGGAAGACGAAGAGUUUCUCUGUAAUUUGUGUCAGAGGCGGUUUGAGGAACAAGGAAAUUACAGUUGUCUGAAAGUGGAUUUAAUAUUUACAAGAGAUCGAGCGUUCUAUUUCACGACUGUAUUCAUACCGGGAAUAAUACUGGUGACGUCAUCGUUCAUCACCUUCUGGCUGGAGUGGAACGCGGUGCCGGCCAGAUCCAUGAUAGGCGUCACAACAAUGCUGAAUUUUUUCACCACCUCCAACGGUUUCCGCAGUACACUUCCGGUGGUAUCAAAUCUGACGGCGAUGAACGUGUGGGACGGCGUGUGCAUGUGCUUCAUCUACGCCUCGCUGCUGGAAUUUGUCUGCGUCAACUACGUGGGCCGGAAGCGACCAUUGCACAACGUUGUAUAUAGGCCCGGCGAGAACCCGGUCACACAGCGUCUUCCAGCUGUCCUAAACAGGAUCGGAAUAAUUCUCGCAAGCCCCCUGACAUCAAGAUUAUUGUCGGAAACUAUCGAAACCGAGUUCCGCACGGCUAUAGCAUCGGAGAAAUCUACCGUCCAACCGGGCACAACUUCAACGACACCUUCCCCCAUAGGUGGCCCGAUAUCUGCUGCUACAACGGUUAGUGCUUCCUCGUCCAGGCCAGCAAGCAUCCUAGUUGAAGAAAGCAACACUAGACAACGAGUUCAACGUCAGCAAACUGUGCAGACUCAAAUCAACGAUAUUGGCGUGAUGGAAACGAGCUUCGGUGUAAAGAAACGAGAAUCUGGCGGACCAAACGAGAUCGUUGCUUGUACAAGCUGCGCUGGUGGCACCAGUCCCUGUACACACUCAGCGAACAACGGCUGCGCAACGGAGACCUGCUUCGUUCAAGUGCGGAAAAAGGAACCCCCUCAUCCGAUUCGAGUCGCAAAGACCAUUGAUGUCAUUGCUCGAAUAACGUUCCCGUCUGCGUACGCAGUAUUCCUGAUAUUUUUCUUCAUCCACUACAAAGGAUUCUCCUAGAAUACGAUCAACAAGCAUCUGCUUCACAAAAUCUAUACGAACAAUCUGCUGUAACGUUCGCUACCCCGAGCCAACGAAGAUGCCGAUACAGAUGCUACAAUCUCAACUUUAAUAGUUUCCACUACCAUCCAAACGUAAUCGGUUUGUGGUGAACCGGAUGCUACAUGAAACAGGAUUUUACACAAAACCGCUGCCAGGAUGCAGAUCUUUUUUUCCAGCGAAAACAGCUUUUGAUAACCAACCAAAAACAAACUAAUCACAAGCACAUGAGUCUAACAAAUGAAAGGCUUAGUUUGCAACCAAAUUAUUGAUUCUGAUCCAAACCGUGACAUUUGUAUAAAGCGAAGAAUUGUAGUAAAUCUUUAAAACAACAAAACAAAUACUGCCUUUAGUCAAACAAGAAUAAAACAUCAGCAACAAAUAAACUAAAUCAAAAAUACACAACCAAACAUUUCGAACGCUGUAACGACAAACAAAUAGAUAGAGGAUUGUGAAAUGAAACUUGUAAAUAGAUUAUUUCAUUCAAAACUAGUCAAGCUCGGUUGAAGUAGCAAACCAAGAGAGAUUAUUAUAUACUAGAGUUACCGCAAAUCAGUUAGUUACCAUUUGUUAAAUGAAUUGAACCUUCUUUCCAUUGCCAAUGCAAAUAGAGAUAAUUUACCGGACUACAGUUCAUACAAGCAUAAAAAAACUCAGCGAUGACGCUUGUUUCGCUACCAGCGAAACGCAAAUGCAACAACCACGAUGGUUCUCGUAUCGCAAUGAAGAAAUGCUGAAAGACAGGUAGAUAUAGCGAGAGAUAGAGAGAGAGAGAUUGAGAGAAAGAGCGAAUUAAUAGUGAAGAUACAAACACGCCAAGCCAAUGACGAGAAAUUUUGCAAUCAAAUAGGAAACUAGUAAGAAAUAAAGAAAUCAUAGCAAUACUAUUUAAAUAAAAGUCUAAUUUAUAAUAUAUUAAAAAUAUUUAUACGGCGAAAUAUCAAUUUAAUGAUACCGUUUAGAUAAGAGGAGGUUAAAUCACUCAGAUCAGCUAGUCACGCGUACACAAACUAUACCUUAGUUCCACGUAUGUAAGUGACCUCAACAUAAAACAAAACACUUUUUAGGCCUAUUAUUUACAAAAUCUAGGUGUUUUUUGAAGAUCCUCGAUACUUUCUUACAAUUUGCGACUAACAGGAUGAUAAAUGUUUUUUUUUUUCGGGGCUUACACUCAAUGUCUCAAAGUUUAUUCAUGUAUCCAACAAAAAAUUAGGGAGCAAAUUGUUUCUAACCAAUGGAACACCCAAUCGAGUCGGAUGGCAAUGAUCAGAACAGAAAAACACUAAAAUGUAUGAAAAGCAAUAAUAUUGGAAAGCGUUUCGUAAAUAUAUCUGGUCUCCGAGUUUUUUGAAAAAAAAAUGUUACUUCGAUUCUACUUUCUAGUGAAAACUACGCUAAAACUAAAAGCGUUGCUAAAAAUAUGCAAUAGCUUGUAUGAAUUUCUACCGUUUAAAAUUUACCAUUCGUUUUUAUGGAUUUUGGUAAACCUUAACCCGGUCAGUCCUUUUGCAAGAAUUCAUCUAUUUAGAUCCAUAUUGCAAGACUUUUGUCCCAGACAUCAGACAUCUCUUCCGGGUCAGAAGACUAGUCUUCCUUGGUUAAGUAUUCGAGGAAAUAAUUCAUUCGUCUACAGUCAAACCCCCACUGGGGGCUAACUUUCUUUUAAUUAAAUACCAUUUUAGCAUUCGAGAAUUCGUUUUAAAAGUUUGCGAGAAUAUCACUAAACAAGACCGUAACUUUUCGAAAGUCGAAUAAUUUUUGGUAAAAACUAAAACAUAAAAACUGCGAGUAGUUUCAGUAGUGUUCGUAGUUGACUGGCAUAAAGAAACUAUGUUUGUCGAUAACUCGAGGCAUCAAACACCAACAAAAAUUUUAUUUUUCUAAUAUCAAUGUUUGUAAAAUUCAAUACUCAUUUUUUUUUUUUGAUUAAAUAAAAUACCGGGGACCAGCGGAGAAAAAAACAUAACUGAUUCUAAACUUUCUAACAUCGAAUGUUUACCAAUUAUAAAAUAGAACAAGCUGAUAUUUUGUUUCUCAUUACCAUCCGAUUUAGAUCAUCGCCACAGUAGCCUGAUUAAUCAAUAAAGAAUUAUUGAGCUAAAACUAAACCCACGGAAAACAAUAUUCUAAACCAAAGAUUUUCGCUUUACAAUUGUUAUCAAGACUCUGUGUACGACAGUGUAUCAUUCGUUUAUACUAUUAGCAUAUGCGAAACCCAUUUCAUGCAAGCAUAAUACGAUUCGUUUGAAAACAAAAAAUACGCACUCGAAAGACCGCUUAGGUUUAGCAUCGGACCAAUUUUCAGUGGAAUAACAUAAUAUAUGAAAAAAAAAACAAAAGAAACGAACAAUGAACAAUUGCUGUGACAUUAAGGGUUUGUUCUCUUGUACAAAUGGGGAAACAUUGUAUAGUUACAAACAAUUAGCCGAGUGUAAUUGUUUGCAUUUUAUCAUUUACGAAAACCCUCCGUUAUAAGUAUUUCAAGCUGGACUUUCUGAAAGCCACGAGCUUCUUUUCCUGUAUGUAAGUUCUCUCAAGCUCAUAAGACUGUACGUGCAAGUGUAGCCGAGGCAAGCGAGGCCUCUGUAGUGCGAACUGCGGGAGAAGUUAGAGAGGGAAUAUUUUGUGAAUUGAAGAAAUUGUUAGUCGGAAACGAAAAAGCCGCCCUACUGACGCCUUUUCCGUAACAUUCGAUUUCAAUACUGCAUGCCACUAUAGCCAUAACUCUAAGCCGAAACUAUCACCAGCAAAGUAAGAAAAAAGCCACCAAAGCGAAGCAGCAGGUGGCUAAAGAAUGGAAAAAAUAAUUUUAAAUUGUGAUUUAUGUGCCCAUAACAGUUACUAUAUUUAUACAAAACAAGUAGAACAACGGCAAGUUGAUGCUAUUAUGACUUCACGUGCUACUAGCUACUACUAACAACUAUUACUACUACAAACACCGCUUAUGAAUUAAAACAAACAAAAAACACAACAAUAACGUGCUACUCAAGUGCUUAGUUUCAUCAUGUUACAUAUCAAAAAGAGACGAGGUAGAAGGAAUUUAAAAUACUAGACAAACUAUCACAGUCGCACUAUUAUGAUCAUAAUCGUACUAUUUCGAUAGCAAAAGAUCCGUUAGUCCGUUUUAUUUAACUGUUUUCAUAGUCUAUUUCUGUUAUUAGUAUAUUUCACAGUUCAUAGAACUUUAUCUGGAAGUUUAUUUGUUAAAAUAAUACUUAUCUGGUAAUGUAUGAUUGAAUAAUUCUCAUCAACCCGCACAUAAGUAAUCAUCUAGGAAGAAAACUACCAAUGAAACUCCUUUUGAGUUUAUAAAAGCAGGCGAUGGUAAAAUACAAUCAUUCUUUACCAGAAGAUGAUAACAGAUUUUGAAAAAAAAACACACAAAUUUCCAGACAAUGAUUUCUACCAGAUGGGCAGUGUGCAUCUUACAACUAGUCAUGUAACUCGAUACGUUUGUUCUAUCGGCUGUUAAACAUAAAUUAAGUUAGCUUACGAGAGCAACACAAUAUUCUAAACUUUAACGUUAUUCUAAACCGGUUUACAACGUUCGUCUUCGAUCAUUUGGAAUACUCCAUGGUUUUUCGAAAAGACAAAAUAACAUUAUUUCUUCUUUAGCGUCCCUUAAGUCAAACGAUUCCAACUAAAAGUAAAGUGCGUGGAACACGCGUUACAUUUAUUUCGUACUAGUGAUUAAGCAAGAGCCAUAGUGAAACCGUAGAUAAUGUCGGCAGCUGAUAGGUUUGCUACAUAAGUAAACUAGCUCGGGAGCCAAAUAACAUCGUGCUUUGCGUUUCAAUACUCCAACCCAUACAAUUAAUUGAAGCCUGUCAAAAACUAGAUCACCACACACGUGUAAAUUAAUAAAAAAAUAGUUUAAAUGAUAAUACAGCUCAGCUAAGAUUGUGAUUUAGUGAACAAGAAAUAUAAUGCAAGAAAAACAAAACAAAAAACUUACACAGUAAUGUGAACAUACCGACUAAUACUAAUAGCCAUUUGUAAAGUUUACCAUUAAAUACAACCACAGAAUAAUGUUGCCGCAGCGCGUUAAUUGUAAACAGGUCAAAUUGGGUAGAAACGGCAUUUCAAAAACAAUUGAACUACACUCACAUGUAAAAUAGUUGAAAUCAUUUUUGUAUAUCGACAGCGUUGAGUGCAAAGCAAAUAGAACAAACCAAAAAUAAAUGCACCUACAAACCUGUUCUGUAUUUAAGCCUCUACUCGUAUAUUUGCUAAAAACUAAAACUAAAAAAAUAAAAAAAAGCACGAAUCGAAAACCAACCAGUCACUUGCCGAUGGGCAAAAGACGCUAAAAAGAAAAUCACGUUCGAACAAUAUGGGUAAUAAGUAAGAGAUAAUGAGCGAAUGAGUCGUUUCACUACAAAACCAAAUUAUACUUGUAGGCAAUCUGAAUAGUAGACACUCUUCUUCUAGGCCACAAAGGCGCGAAGCGAAGCAAGCAAGCAAGCAUUAGUGAAGUAACGCUGCCAGUCUAAAUUUCGUAAAUGCAUGCAGCAACGAGAGAGAUACAAGAUAAUUUACAAUUAAAGGCACUCUUAUCUACGAAUUAUGAAUUAUAAUAACUGCUCUGUUUUGACUAAGGGGAAAAGGUGAAAAAAGUAGCAACAAAAGUUACCAAGAACCGGUGCGUUUAUUUUCAAUGCUUUGAAAGUCAGUCACCGCAGUGCAAGCCCUUAGAGCGACAAAGUAUCUAUCUAGUAGAAGUAGAACACACACGCAACCCACACAGAGAUACACACACACAUAGCCAGACACGGAGGUACAUUUUUUCGUCCAUUUAUUGAUUGUUACUGAAAAGAGCAGAAAAGGCCAAGUUGCAAGUUUCGGAAAGUAUCGGUAAAUCCGAGAAUAGGAAGUUGUUGUCACGAAAUAAAGUUUUUUAUUUUCUCAAAUAAACCAUUUUUGAUCAAAAAUAAAGAAA